Molecule: messenger RNA, 2626 nt
Organism: Neohortaea acidophila
Lineage: Eukaryota; Fungi; Ascomycota; Dothideomycetes; Mycosphaerellales; Teratosphaeriaceae
Exons: 1
Coding region: 77-2500 (807 amino acids)
Biological process (GO): peptide metabolic process
Cellular component (GO): mitochondrion
Molecular function (GO): metalloendopeptidase activity
Source: RefSeq, a predicted model, not a curated record
CUUACGACGACCAGCGUCGGGCAGUUCACCAGCGACAUCUGGCGGCUCAAUCAAAUGUUCCAGAUCACACCCUGCGAUGUAUACACGGCUACAGGCGCGAGCAUGGACAUGUACAAGAUGUCUGAAGCAGCAACGAAUUGCCAAACGCCACCUCAUAACCUCCCAAUCAUCGCGAGAGGCCACCGCCACCGCCGCCGCGCUCUCCGAAGACUUCCAUCCCGUCUCCAAAGCCUCGACAAGCGUCAACCACGAUGACCGGACCCUUCGCCAGAUCUUCGACUCCUCCUCCUUCUGGAAAGACUUCUCCUCACGAGCAAAACCCAGGCAUGGCGAACAAUCCGCCGGUCUGUUCCAAAACCGCUACCUUACCCACGCCGAGGGCUUUCAGACGUUUGCGGAGACGACACUGCGGAAGUGUCAGAAGAUUGUGCAGCGCGUACUCGCAUGCGACAGUGUGGAGGGGUACAAGAGGAUAGUGAAAGAUCUCGACAGACUGAGUGAUCUGCUAUGUCGCGUCAUCGAUCUCAGCGACUUUGUUCGCGCCGUGCAUCCCAAUCCGAGGAUCCAGUCAGCCGCCAGCCACGCAUAUUCGAUGAUGUUUGAGUAUAUGAAUGUGCUCAAUACGACCACGGGGCUCAAUGACCAGCUGAAAAAGGCGGCGAGCAUCUCUGAGGUCUACAAUUCCUGGAGUGAAGAAGAACGCACCGUCGCCGCCAUCCUGGAGAAGGACUUCUCCAAGUCCGCCAUUGACUUCGCCGAUACCGAACGACGAGCUUUCGUCGACAUCUCCAAUGAGAUUGCGCAGGUCGGAACGGAAUUCGUGGACCAGGGGGCACCUGCCAUCCCCAGUCUAACAUUCGACUCUAGUAGGCUGACAGGGAUGGAUCCGAUAAUUGUCCGUCAGCUCACUCGCUGGGGGACCGCUACCUUGCCGACUUCUGGAAUGCCCGCUACACUUGCACUGCGCACUGUCGCAGAUGCAGAGACGCGAAAGGAAGUCUACAUAGCGCAUCGCACAUCUGCGCCGGAGAACCUGGCACGGCUGGAGAUUCUACUCAAGCGAAGGGCAGAGUUGGCGCAAGUGAGUGGCUACGAGAGUUAUGGCCAUCUCACACUCGCCGACAAGAUGGCCAAAUCCCCCGAAUCCGUCGUGUCGUUCCUCGAUGCGCUGGCGAGGGAUAAUGCUCCUAGAGCUCGGGAGCGUACGCACGAGCUACUGGCUUUGAAGAAAGCGGAUCCUCGAGCAGUAGGCGCAGACGGAGAGCUGCAUGCAUGGGAUAGAGACUACUAUACCUCGCAGCUCCUGAACUCCAUGCGAUCGAAGAAGAGGGAACCCGACUUUUUGAACGCCUACUUCUCUCUCGGUACGGUAAUGCAAGGCCUUUCCAGGCUGUUUCACCGAGUAUAUGGCAUCCGACUUGUCCCCAGGGAGCCGCUUCCGGGCGAGAUGUGGAAUCCCGACGUCCGCCGCCUGGACGUCAUCGACGAUCACGAAGGCCACAUUGCCGUCAUCUACUGCGACUUGUUCGAGCGGGAAGGAAAGAGUCCCAACCCCGCUCACUUCACUCUGCGCUGCUCACGCCGCAUCGGCGAAGAAGAACUCCACGAAGCCGCCGAGCUAGUCUCGCAACCCGGAUCCCCCUUUUCAUCCAUCGAACAGGCCGCAAACGAAGGCCUAGCAACGAACGUAAACCCACGAGACAACAACGCCCUCUACCAACUCCCCACCAUCGCCCUCAUCUGCGACUUCGCCGUCCCGCCCCCCAGCUCCAGCGGCCAGCCGCGCCCCGCGCUCCUCAGCUUCCGCGAAAUGACCACCCUCUUCCACGAAAUGGGCCACGCGCUGCACUCCAUCUGCGGCCGCACGGCGCUCCAGAACGUCAGCGGCACGCGCUGCGCCACCGACUUCGCCGAGCUGCCGUCCGUGCUGAUGGAAAACUUCGCCGCCGCUCCCGAAGUGCUGCGGCUCUUCGCAAGGCACUGGGAGACGGACGAGCCGCUCGAUCCCGCUCGCGUGUUGGAGCGAGUGGAGUUCGACCGCAAGAUGGCGAGUGCGGAAGUCGAGGGCCAAGUGCUGCUCGGCAUGCUCGAUCAGCAACUACACUCUGCACUCCCUUUGAGCUGGCGAGAAGGAGAGGUCGGGCAGAGCAGCAAGGUGUACCACGACGUGUGGCGCACGUUCUCCUCUAUCCCCGAACCCGCGCAGACGAGCUGGCAGGGCUUUUUCGGCCAUUUGUACGGGUAUGGCGCGACGUACUACUCGUACCUUUUCGAUCGCGCGAUCGCGGGCAAGGUGUGGAGGGAUCUCUUCCAGCGGCGGCCUGGUGGCGCUGUCGACCCUGAGGCUGGCCGGCUCUUCCGCGAAGAGGUUUUGCGCUGGGGUGGAGGCAGGGACGGGUGGAGAUGUGUUGCCGGUGCUCUGAGGGAUCAAGAUGGAGUGCUGGCGAGGGGGGAGAAGGGGGCGAUGGAGAUGGUUGGCAGCUGGGGCGUGUAUGACUGAGUUUGCCAGCUGUUCUACCGCUGUCAGGUUGAAGGCACGUCCCCGUGCUAGUUCCCUGGCACCCAGCUGUUUAAGUUACGUAGAGCGAUGCUGAAGUCGCGGUGUGCUGUAAAGCUCUACAACGUU